CUUGAGGAGGGAAAAGAAAAGAAAAGAAAAGAAAUUCCCUCAAUCAUUUGAGUUGGUCUUCUUCUCAUCAGUCUGAUCACCGACAUCGGCCAGCCCAACGGGGCCUCCUUCCCCUCUGCCGCCGUCUGAUCUCAGCUCAAUUUUAGCAUUUUAGCUACAGCCAUUCAAGAAAAUUAUGCAACAAGGCGAUUUUAGCUCCUACUAUCAGUAUCCACAAAACCCAAACCCGAAUCCGAAUCCAAUACCAGCUCCACUUCCUCCCACCCAUCAAGCAACUCCUUCACCGCCGCCCUACGCCUCUGCGCCGCCCUUCUCGGCCAAUUACGGCCCUGCCUCGGAUUACCUUAGCUCUUAUCCUGGCUCUUCUUAUCCUUCAUAUCCCCAAAAUCCCAAUCCUGCCCCCACUGCCCCUUCCUUCAAUACUCCGCCUCCUCCUGCUCCACCUCAGCAAGCUCAACCUUCUUCUCCAUUUCCCCAAUUCGAAACGCAUGGGCCCUACCCACAGGCCCCUCCUCACCAAUCAAAACCGCCACCACCUCCACAGCCCUAUUUCUCAACCUACGACCACCACCAGCAGCCUCCACCACCACAGCCCAGUUACUCUUCUGCUCCUAGCCCUAAUUCCAUUUCCAAGUCAGCCUAUUCUUCAGCCUACCCAUCUCAAUUCAACCAACUAAGCUCCUCUGUUCCACCUGUUUAUGAUAGCCCAUAUGAUCAUAAUGUGACAUUUGAUCAACCAGGCAGCUAUUUUGAGGGUUUUCCGGCCAGAUAUGGAGGUUCUGGUCGGGAAAGAUCGGAUUUUGGAUCAAAUUUUUAUGGGAAAUUAGGCGACGGCGGUGGGUAUGGCAUAGAUGACUAUGGUGACGGGGUCUAUGCAUACCAAGGGAGUAAGGUGGAGCCUUAUGGGGCUCGAGGCACGGCUCCAAAGUCGUCGACUUGGUCUGGUUUUGAUGAUUUUGGGAGGCCAAUUGGGUAUUCUUCAGAGAAGGAGAGGCCUUCUGUUGCUUCAAGUAUGAAGAUAGUGAGGGCUGUGCCAAAGGCGGAUACCCAGCAGGAUGUGAAGAGCGGGGUGCAGAAGUUUAGAGUUAAGCUAUUGGCUGAAAGUGGCGGCCAGAGCACCAUGGAUGUUCUUUGCCAGAUUGGCUUGGAUGGGAUUCGCAUGCUUGACCCAAGCACCAGUCGGACACUGAGAAUAUAUCCCCUUGACACAAUAACUAGAUGUGAAGUAACAUCACCAUCAACCUUUUCCUUUUGGUCGAAAAGUUCUGUUGACAUUGAACCAAGGCGCAUUAGGUUGCAGUCAAGUAGUUAUACAACAAAUACUCUUUUGGACACAGUGACUGCCGCAACUGUACAGUUCAAGGAGAUGGGAGGAAGAAGUAGACCUGCAGAAUCUUCUAAGAUUACGGAACAGCCCACUGACAAGAAAAAAGGUCUUGCUGAUUGGAUGGCUUUCAUGAAGCCUGUCAAUGAGGAAAAAGACCAUUGGAUUCCCGAUGAGGCGGCCUCCAAAUGCACAGCUUGUGGGACGGACUUUAAUGCCUUUGUGCGCAAGCAUCACUGCAGAAAUUGUGGAGAUAUUUUCUGUGACAAGUGCACGCAUGGAAGGAUAGCACUUACCGCUGAUCAGAAUGCUCCAGUUGUCAGGGUUUGUGAUCGUUGCAUGGUCGAAGUUUCCCAUAGAUUGACUAACGCCAAGGAAGCCUCCAGCAGAUCAACUGCAUUGCACAGUCACGAGGAUCUUGCAAAGAAGCUUCAGGAGGAGAUGGAGAGAAACCGCAAGGCAUCAUCAGGUUCAAGGUCAGAUGGCUCUGGAAAGCGGAUGAAAGAGGUUGCAUGCCCUACUUGCACAGUUCAUUUGCAGGUUCAAGUUCCCAGCUCUGGAUCAGAGACCAUAGAGUGUGGUGUUUGCCAGCAUCCAUUUCUUGUCAGUGCUCACUGAUGCUAUGGUUAGCUUGCUGAGACUUUACUUUGACUUUUGACAGUUUGUAUUAAUUGAAGAGGUUGAUCUUCAUGAUUCAGAUAAUCUUUUUCUUUUUUCCCGGUUUAUCUGCCGUCUGCUUGAUAUCAAGGAGUGGCCUCUCUGUGUCUGUAUGUGAAAAUUCUGUGUGUAUCUGGGCUGCUUUAUGCUGAGAAGUUGCAUUGACCUUGUAAAUCUUAAUUGUUUUUUGGGAAGUGCCCUGUUCAUUGUAAGUUUGUGAUGGUGUAAAUUUUCCUUCGUUAUUGAGAUUACCUUGAGGUUGAAUUAGACUUU
Coffea eugenioides is the source of this 2254-nucleotide messenger RNA. Its product is annotated as protein FREE1. The transcript is spliced from 10 exons. The record is from RefSeq and is a predicted model, not a curated record. NCBI's taxonomy places the organism in Eukaryota, Viridiplantae, Streptophyta, Magnoliopsida, Gentianales, Rubiaceae. Gene Ontology annotation, molecular function: metal ion binding; ubiquitin binding. Gene Ontology annotation, biological process: intralumenal vesicle formation; multivesicular body assembly. Gene Ontology annotation, cellular component: late endosome membrane; ESCRT I complex. The coding region runs from base 176 to 1942 and encodes 588 amino acids.